AUGGCUGCGAGCGACGUACCAGAAAACCUGCCGCCGCAGCAUGAAUCGACAGAAGACACCGUCAUACAAGAUCUACCGCCUCAAGAUGGGAGUUCGGAUGGUGAGGGAGGCGAACGAACCGCGCGGGAGAAAUUGAAGAAAACAUCUAUCGCAGGACUAUCACAAUAUUCUAAGGUAAGGCCUGGAAUGGUUGGAGACCAGCCUUUGGGUGAUGCUACCGGAGUCGAGUCACAAAGCGAAAACGGACAAGUACGAGGCCGACCUUCUAAGAAACGAUCGUUUGAAGACCUGCAAAACGAAGAGUCUGGCCUCAGUGUCGAGAACGGAGGACCCCCUCUGCCAAAGAAGGCAAGCCAGCACAAGAGAAUGAGGUCCCGAGAAAUUUCUGGGAACGAUGAGGAGAUUCAGACCUUCGACAAAGAGGAGAUGGCGAGUCCGGUCCAGGAAGAGAGUGACUCCGAGGCACAACAGUCUCCAGGCGGGCCUGGGAUCCUAGUUUCGGCGCCCUCGAAGGAAGAGAUGGAAACAGCUGCCAGUGCACAGGCCUCGCAAGAUCCAACGGCAGAAGAUAGACCACCUAAUGUUGCUCCUAGCACGGAGAAGCAGGUAGAGGCUUCAGAGACUCUCACCAAAAGCGAUGCGCCCGCCGAACAAGCAGCCAAACCGCAGGUCGCGGCAUCAUCAGGCUUCGCCAACACGUCAACAGCAUCUCCAUUCAGUAGCUUCAAAUCUCCCAAAUCACCGGAGAAAGGCUCAGAAUCGGUUUCAUCUCCUGGGACGUCGAGCUCCGCCUUCGCUUCCUCCGGUUUAUCAGCAUUCGCUACAUCCGAAAAGUCACCUUUCGGAGCUGUAGGCGCGACCGCGAAACCUAGUGGUGGAUUUGGUGGGGGCGGGGGAACGAGCGGUUUCGCGUCGACUUCUGGCGGAUUCGGGGGCGCAUCACCGUUCGCAAGCAAGCCAAUGUCAGGCUUCGGUUCAGGGGGUGGAUUUGGCUCUGCUGGAGGAUUUGGAGGUGGGAGCGGGUUUGGGAGUGGUGUAAAGCCACUGGGCACGGGCAUCUCCCCGUUUGCCAAUCCCGCAGGAGCAGCGAGUACGUUUGGAAAACCUAAGCCGUUCGGAGCCAAAUCAAAUGAAGACGAGGAAGAAAGCGAUGAAGGAGGCGAGAAUGACGAAGCACAACCGGCUGGGGAAGAAGUCGAGCAAGACCCGAGAUUCCGGGAGCAAGAGCUCAACACGGGAGAAGAGGAUGAGAAAACCAUCUUCAGCUGUCGGGCGAAGCUAUACCACUUCGACAGGGAGUGGAAAGAGAGCGGGCUGGGGGAUUUCAAGAUCAACAUGCGCUUCGAAGCAAGAUCAGCUGUGCAAACCCCUGCCCCGGACGGCAAGAAUGCAGGAGACAACGGCAGCAAAGCCGAAGACGGUUCCGGAGAAACAAAUGAAGACGACGUUGAAGCAGCCCUUGAAGGAGGCGAAGCUGAGUCGUCUAUGACUCUCGAACGUAGAGGACGAAUCAUCAUGCGCGCCAUGGGUACCCAUCGUCUACUACUCAACACGCCGGUAUUUAAGGAGAUGAAUGUCGGCACGCACGACGGCAAAGAACCGAGCGGAAAGACCAUGCAUCUCACUGGUCUGGAGGGAGGCAAGCCGACGGGAUUCCAGAUAAAGGUUGGCAAAGAAGAAAUCCUGAAGGAAAUCUACUACAAGAUCCGGGAAUUGCAGGAAGAGCUGUGA
Messenger RNA from Fonsecaea multimorphosa CBS 102226, 1731 nucleotides. RefSeq lists its product as uncharacterized. The record is from RefSeq and is a predicted model, not a curated record. The transcript has 3 exons. NCBI's taxonomy places the organism in Eukaryota, Fungi, Ascomycota, Eurotiomycetes, Chaetothyriales, Herpotrichiellaceae. The coding region runs from base 1 to 1731 and encodes 576 amino acids. Gene Ontology annotation, biological process: intracellular transport. Gene Ontology annotation, molecular function: GTPase activator activity. Gene Ontology annotation, cellular component: cytoplasm; nuclear pore.